Neogale vison (American mink) is the source of this 2168-nucleotide messenger RNA. It is a transcript of the gene PCBP3, whose product is annotated as poly(rC) binding protein 3. The coding region runs from base 307 to 1491 and encodes 394 amino acids. The record is from RefSeq and is a predicted model, not a curated record. The transcript has 16 exons. Gene Ontology annotation, biological process: regulation of RNA metabolic process; regulation of gene expression. Gene Ontology annotation, cellular component: cytoplasm; nucleus. Lineage: Eukaryota; Metazoa; Chordata; Mammalia; Carnivora; Mustelidae. Gene Ontology annotation, molecular function: mRNA binding.
CUACCGCCGCCUCAGUCGCCUCAGACUCGGUCGCCUCAGGCUCCGCCGCCGCCUCGACCGCCCCGUCGUCACCCGCUCUCCCUCCCCCCAGCGCGGCCCCACCCCGGGCUCCGGCCUGGCCCGCCGGCGGGUACGCCCUCAUCCGCAGACAGGGCUAUCUACAGAGAGAGAUAUCUUCACAUGGUUCCAUGUGAGCUCCGGACGGAGUCGCCCUGCCAGUCACCGGUCCCAGCUGUGAUGCUCUAGGUCUCAGUGCGUCCGACCAGCUGCUGUCUAUGGAUCUGCUCUGAUCCCUCGAGCCUGCUUAUGGGGGAAGGUGACGCUAUCUGGGCUCCGUCUGUCCUUCCUCACGGCGCCCUCGGCACCUUAAGCCACUACCCCCAGCUGCAUAUUGGGAGAAGGAUGGAGUCGAAGGUCUCAGAAGGUGGCCUGAACGUGACCCUGACCAUCCGUCUGCUGAUGCAUGGAAAGGAAGUUGGAAGCAUCAUCGGGAAGAAAGGAGAAACUGUGAAAAAGAUGCGUGAAGAGAGCGGCGCCAGGAUCAACAUCUCUGAGGGAAACUGCCCGGAAAGAAUCGUGACCAUCACAGGCCCCACGGACGCCAUCUUCAAGGCCUUUGCCAUGAUCGCCUACAAGUUUGAGGAGGACAUCAUUAACUCUAUGAGCAACAGCCCUGCCACCAGCAAGCCCCCCGUGACGCUGAGGCUGGUGGUCCCCGCCAGCCAGUGUGGGUCCCUGAUCGGCAAAGGCGGCUCCAAGAUCAAGGAGAUCAGGGAGUCCACAGGUGCCCAGGUCCAGGUGGCCGGGGACAUGCUGCCCAACUCCACAGAGCGGGCAGUGACCAUCUCGGGGACCCCCGACGCCAUCAUCCAGUGCGUCAGGCAGAUCUGUGUGGUCAUGCUGGAGUCCCCACCGAAAGGUGCCACCAUCCCCUACCGCCCAAAGCCCGCCUCCACCCCUGUCAUUUUUGCAGGUGGUCAGGUAAGAGCCGACCCGCUCGCGGCCUCCACUGCCAACCUCAGCCUCUUACUGCAGCCCCCGCCGCUGCCCGCCUACACGAUCCAGGGACAGUACGCCAUCCCCCACCCAGAUCAGUUGACCAAGCUCCACCAGCUGGCCAUGCAGCAAACCCCCUUUCCUCCCCUUGGACAGACCAACCCCGCUUUCCCCGGAGAAAAGCUGCCUUUACACUCCUCCGAAGAAGCUCAAAAUCUGAUGGGCCAGUCGUCAGGUCUGGACGCCAGCCCCCCGGCCAGUACUCACGAGCUCACCAUUCCCAAUGAUCUAAUAGGCUGCAUAAUUGGACGCCAAGGGACCAAAAUCAAUGAAAUCCGACAGAUGUCUGGCGCUCAGAUCAAAAUUGCCAAUGCCACAGAAGGGUCAUCCGAACGCCAGAUCACCAUCACGGGGACCCCAGCCAACAUCAGCCUUGCCCAGUACCUCAUCAAUGCCAGGCUGACAUCUGAGGUCACUGGGAUGGGCGCGCUCUAAUCCCGCCCGACGCUCUGCUCCGGGGACCCUGACCUGCACCGCUGCACACGCUGUACAGACCGCCCGCCCGCCGUCCGUCGCACAUACAAAUAGAGGUUUUCUUUGUUAACGGAGGUUACCUGUGCCACAGACGUACACACCCCGACAAAGCAGAUCGGUCGGAUACCCGUCAGCUCAGGCUCUGUCCCUGGUCCCUCUCUCGCACUUACGUUACGCUCGUGUGUUCGUGCAUCGGCAUGCCGUGUUAGUUCUUUUAAACGCUCUGGGGCGCUCCCAUCUGUGACGUUUUAGAAAUACUGCCCCUUAGUGUCCAUGUACCUGUUGAAGAAUUAGUUUGGCGUUUUGACAGCACUGCUCACAAGCCGUCUGUCCUAGACCGUCUAGACCGUGGCUGCUUUGAGCGGUUCGUCCCACUCAGCACCCCUCGGACUCUGCCCGCCCCCGCAGGCCUGUGCUCCCUCGGCCCCGGCCACGCAGGCUGCAUCGGGCAGGGGAGGGAGGAUGGAAGACAGGGUCCUGGGCCAGGGUGCAGGCGAGGUGGGGUGCUGGCGUCCGGACCACACUGAAUUGUCUGUCACGUGCUGGGGACGCACACGGGGACCCCCAGGCAUCUUCCGGGGGGCUGGCCAGGAAGCACCUCUGCACCAUGUUGGAGUUAAUAAACGUUCUGCGCUGUC